CUCCGUGGGCGUGUGGGUGUGCGGCGUGGGUGUGGGAGUGGGGGGUGAUCCAGCAGCCGCCGCCGCCGCGGAGCGUCCGGAGAUCUCUGCCCCUCCCGAAAAUGAAUGAGGUGUCAGCAGAAGAGUUAAAAGACCCAGAAGUAUAUAAAAUAUGCUAUAUAUUUCCAAAUGGAGACAAAUAUGAGGGUGACUGUAAGAGAAUAUCUCCUGGAGUCUUUGAAAGAAAUGGAGCAGGGGUCCAUACCACCCCCAAUGGAAUAACCUAUAUAGGGGCCUGGAAAGAUGACAAAAUGAAUGGAAUUGGAAGACUUGAACAUUUUUCAGGAGCAGUAUAUGAAGGAGAAUUCAAGGACAACAUGUAUCAUGGAACAGGGACUUACACAUUCCCAAAUGGAGCAAAAUACACCGGAAGUUUUGUAGAAAACAGGGUGGAAGGUAAGGGAGAAUAUACUGACGUUCGUGGAUUGGAAUGGAGUGGUACCUUUCAUUAUACAGCUGCACCGGGGCUGAAACUAAAGCUCCAGAUGUAGAAGGUCUCUAAACUAAAGCAAUAGCGUUCAAAUUGAUGUUAAUCAUAAGCAAUUAUGGCCAAGUGUUUCCCUUAGAAGUUUCAUACACCGCUUACUGUAUUGUGAGUUAUCCAAUAAAAUCAUCUGUGCGUUUCUCCAUUUGCAACUUUAUUUUCAGAGUCUUAGAGAUAGUUUAAAAUAAGUUCUGAGAGGGUUCCCAUUGGUUAGGGAAUGGCUGAACAAAUUAUAAGAAUGCCAGGGAAUAUUGCACUAUUAAAAUGACAGAUGAGCAAUUCAGAGAACCCUUGGAAAACUUAGAGGAAUUAACGAAGAGAGGAGAAGUAGGAAAGAAUAUGUGCAAUGGCUACGAUAAUGUAAAGGAAAAUAACCCAAGUACUGCUGAACUUUGAUGAAUAGGGCCGUAGAUUGGGAAGCGAUUCUCUCUCGCUCUCUCUCUCUCUU
Trichosurus vulpecula (common brushtail) is the source of this 971-nucleotide messenger RNA. RefSeq names its product MORN repeat containing 2 (gene MORN2). Lineage: Eukaryota; Metazoa; Chordata; Mammalia; Diprotodontia; Phalangeridae. Bases 102 to 530 code for a protein of 142 amino acids. The record is from RefSeq and is a predicted model, not a curated record. The transcript has 5 exons.